GAGAUAAAUGGGAAGUAUGAAAAUAGUAGACAAUCUUGUAAUUGCAGACAUACUGAGCACGAAACUUUGAGCUGCAGAGAAAAGGCACCAGUCACGGAAAAGGCUAAAAAGCAAUGUAAGCAGAUUUUUAUGACUUCAACCCAACAGUUAAAACAACAAACACAUUUGGUUCCUGGUCAGAAAGCAAAAGACAAAUUUUCAAAAAAUGAGGUAGACAGAUCUGAAGUGGGAAAAGAUUGCAAGAAAAGUAUCUUUCACAGAAAGAGGAGUUCCAGUAAUGAGAGCAUAGCUAAUCAAUUCCAUAAUCAUACGUCUCAAAGAAAGGACUCCGAUAAUAUUAUUUAUACUUGUGUAAGUGAUAUAAAGCCAAAGUAUCAGCACCUUCGGAGAACAAAAUCCCAGAGUGGUACAUCUCAUCCAAAUAGUGAAACUUUCCAAAAUUAUAAAACACCUGAAAUGGUAGAAGAGAAAAAACUACAUAAAGAACAUACUCAUCAUUCAAAUUUUCAAGUAGAACUAACAUCAAAACAAAGAAUGUGUACAAUAUCAGAAAAGAUAGUUAAAAUGUCAGAGCCCCAAGACAAUACAACUGGAAAAAUGGUGGGAGAUAAUUUGCAUAUGCAGAACCUGACAAGCAGAGGCCAAUACAAGAAACAAAAUAGGAAAGAGAAAACACAGUCGCAAAGCAGGGUUGAAAUUGGUGGUGAUAAAAACACCAUUAAAUCAAAAAGUAAAGCAAUUCAAGUAAAGCACAGAGAAAUACCUUUCAAACCAAUGACGGUAGUUGAACCUGAAGAGAACGACUACAAACAGUAUGUGCACUUAAGAAAUGGAAUACAUAACUGCCAUUAUAUAUGCAGGAACAAUGACUUAGAUAAGUCUAACAGUGUUGAAAAUAGAAAAAACUUGGAAAAAAUAAAACUGUUAAAAAUUACAGAUCAAGAAUGUAUUAGGAGUAAAACAGUUAAAAUGCUGUCAAACAGCAUCAUAGAAACUAAUUGCAAUGAAACUCUAGGAAAUACGUACUGUUUAAAAAGCAAUCAUCAUUCAGAAAAAUGUAAAAUCAACCAAGGGGAACAUGAAGAAUGUGAACAACUUAAGGAAGAGAUACAAAACCAGAAUACAAAAACACAGGAAAUAAUGGAAACUGAUAUCAACCAAGGGGAGUGUGAAGGAUGUGAACAACUUAAGGAAAAGACACAAAACCAGAAUUCACAAAUACAGAAAAUAAGAGAAAGUGACCCUAGUAAACUUACAUGUAUGGAAACACAAGUAAAGGGUGAAAAGAAAAUGGUGGAAUUAAAGGGAGUAUGCAAUGGACUUUUCUUAAAGACACUGAAUGAUGAUGAUGAAGAUGAUCCUGAUGAUACAUUCUGUCUGCCAAGAGCAACAUCAAUUGAAAGUGAGGUGAUGGACGUCUGUGAUAAAUUACAGGAAGACAAAAUUACUUGUCAAAUUAAUGAGAUGUGUGUUUCCUUGGAACGUCCAAGAAAGCCAGAAAUCAACAUAUGCAGUGAGAAGGUAGAGGGCGGUUUGAAAUCAGAGGAAAAUGGCAAAUCUUUGCAUGUGAUUUUGGAAAGGGAGAAAAAGCUUUACUCCCUCAUACAUUGGAGAAUAAUGACAGAGAAAGUGUAGAAUCCACUACUACCUUUGGGAAACAGUUUGAGAUUGAUAGUAAGUUUGAUAACAGAUGGAAGGGAAAAACUUCAGUUGGCUUAUAUGAAGGUUCUUCAAAAAUAUAUGAAAAGAAAUGUUUGAAAAAUAAGACUGUAAACGAAAUCGGUAAUAAAGAACGUGUCACAGAAGGACAAAAAUUGGAAGAUACACAGAAUCAGGAAGUAGUGAAAUCAGGAGUUGAUGAUGUAAAUCAUGGAGGUAAAAACAACUCUAGUCCUGUUAGUGAAACUGUAGAAAAGCUGGAGGCUCCAGAAGACAUUUAUUUACAGGAAAUGAAAAUACUGAGUUCUGAGAAUGAGGAAAAAUCAGAGGUUGCUCAACACAUUGAUUUCUAUGAUGGAAUGAUAGAAGGUCUCAGGAACCUUUUGCUCACUCAGAGAAAAUUGACCACUUGAAACUUGUUAAAGCUACUCUCAAAACUGAAGGGUCCAAAUCAGAUGUACAGAAUGCAGCAUUUGAAAAAGAAAUUAACCAGAAAAUACGAGAAAUGAUAAUGAGUUUUCUGAAAGAGCCUACCAACAAAGAGACUCACAUUAAUGAAUUAGACUGGCUAGCAGAAGCUAGUAUUAUGGAUUUAUUUUGUGGACCUGAAAAAACCAUCUGUUUGUUUAAGGAUAAAUUUUGGCAGAAUAUUAAUAACCUUAAGGAGCUAGUCAUUGCUGAAGAAAAUACCCAAGAUAUUCCAAAAUACCUGAAGAAGAAAAAUGACUUACUCUCAGAAAUAAGGAAAGUAAUGUUAUCAUUAAAGUUACUAAAACUAACCACAGUAUCUCAUCCUUCAAGUGUUCAGUAUGAUGAAAACAUCAUCAAUAAUGAUAAAUUUGUAGUUGCUAACAAGUGUUUUAGUGAUGAGUCUAAUUUUGGAGUUUCUGAGGCCAUUAGUGUUUCAAAACAAACAGAAUACUUAUCUGAUACUGUUGUUAUGAGCUGUCAGUCUUCCUACAGUGGAUGUCAGCAAACUUUACGUAGAAGAGAAACAUUGGAGUCAGCGGACUUUUCACCUCAACUUCAGAAUGACUCUGAAACUUUAGUUGAUCUUUAUAACUCCAUUUUUAACUCUACAAGUAUGAGAUCACCUGUACAUCAGACAGCCUAUUCAAGCUGUGAACAAAUGCCACAUAUUUCUACCAUGGCAGAAAAUAGUCCAAGAAGAGUAACACCUGUAAGCAAUCCUCCUGAUGCGGGAGGAUACAAACAAUUUGGUGCCUGUGUAGAUGGUGACAGAGCUCAUAACUCAAGAAAUAGACAAACCAUAUCAACACCACAAACAGAUCUUACAAUGACUCAGGCAGCUACAGAGCCUUUUCACAAAGUAAUGACAUUUCCUGUAAAUGUGUACCAGAAACGGCAGCAUCAAAAUAUAGGUGUUUCUGAUUUCAUCCAAGAUGGGAUUACACAACAGCAGCAACAAGACAUAGGAAUAUCAAAUCAAAAACAACAGUUCAUGCUGAUGAGAAAUAUGAAUGCUCAAGAGGAAAGGCUACUACAAGAUGCAGAAACUUCUAAUGUAGUACAAUCAAACUUUAAUAAAGAAUAUACUAUGCAUCUGAGCAUCAUACAAGUUCGAGUGAAAGAUGUCAUAGCGAAGAUGCUAUAAUAUUGCAACAUUACCAAGACAUGUUAAGUCCAAGAGCUAUAGAACAAUUAAGAACAAGCAAAAGUCUUUCCAGUGAACAACCUCUAAUGAUUUAUACCGAACAGCAACAUACAGACAUCAUACAAGAAGUUAAUCCAUGUGUAGCUCAGUCAAAUGAUAAUCUGGUAUAUAAUCAAGAACAGCAACAUCAUAUGUUUACAAAUGAUGUCACACAACACGUUGAAUCUAGUGAAUCAUGGUGUGAUCACUCAUCUAGACUAGUGUCCAAUCAUGGAAUGUUUCUUCAUAAUAUCCCAAAAUAUAUUGGAUCUAGUGAAGCAUGGUACGAUCACUCAUCUAGUCUGAUAUCCACUCAAGAAUAUGAAAAUAAUACAUUUGUUCAUGACAUCAAACAAGAAUUUAGACCUAGUAAAUCAUGUUAUGGCCAACCAUCUCAGCUGAUACCUGAUAAAGAACAACACAAACAAAUAGGUUCUUCUGACAGUUUUAAAGAACUUAGGUUGAGGAAGACAUGUUACAAUCACGCUAAUGAACUGUCGUCUGUUCAGAACCAACAUGCGGAAAGAGCAAUGAAUCCAAACAUUUCAUGCCAUGACAAAUACAAUGGAUUUUUUUCUGGUCAAGAGUCUUUGAUGUCUAGAAUACCACAGAAAGAAGAUCAUUUAAGCACAUCAGUAAAAGCACAAGAGUGGAGACUUACAGGAAAUUCUUCUAGUCGGUUGCCAAAUGAAGCUCUUCCUUCAAGAGUGCUGAAGAAUCCAGUCACAGUUGUUAGAAAUAAUGAAACAAUCCCUAGGCUUGUUUGGAAACAAGCCAGUGAUAGAAUACCUCCAAACCGACCUACAUGGCCACAACUUAACCAGACAUUUGACAAAAGUGUUUACAAAAGGUACUUAAAUAGGUUAGGAAAUUAUGGUUCUGAAUUUAUAUCUGUUAGCAGUAUUGCUGCAGUGGGCCCAGCUACCUCAUCCUUUUUUGAAAAUCGUUUGAGAAACGAACAAUUUAAUUCUACUUUAAAUGCAUCGUUUAUCUCACCUAUUGAUCAGAAUAUGGAAGGUUAACCAGAGUUUGUUUUACCUCAUGUUCCACACCUGGAAAGUCCACAAAAACCAGUUUUAUAAUUUUAGACAAGGUCAAUUAAAUGGCUUCUACAUACAGAGCACUUGUUGGCCAUGGAAUGAGUUUGUAAGCCAGCAAAUUCAAAGUUUAAGACCUGAGAAUUGUUUGUCUCAUUUGAGAAUAUGAAAGAAUGUAACAGAAUGAGACACAUGUAAAUAUUUGUCCUUUCACGAACAUCAACAGAAGUUUUCAAUUACGAAUCAAUCAGAAUGAUCGUCCAAAGUGUAAGCUAUCAUGAAAAUGAGCUCAUCAUAAACGCACAAGGUGGUACAAGGCUGUGGAUCAUGGAGGACAUUGUGUCCUAAGUAUUUCUUUAUGUCGUAAAUUCUUCUUUGAGUCCUCGUGCAAGCACUUCGAAGAAUGUGAAAGACUGAGUCUUCUGAAUGAAGAUUGUGAGCACUUGAUGCUCAUUAUGAGUAUACCAUUGUUAGGACUUCUUUGUAUAGGCACAAUAUAGUGAAAGUAAACUGCAAUGUUAUAUGAAGUCAACAAUGAACCUUUUGUGUAGUGUUUAAUUAAAGAAGGAUACACGUGUAGCACUAUUCUAGGGCUACACGUGAAGCAAACAAUGAAGCCAACAGAAUCUUAUUUAUAAAGAUACUAUGUUCGCACGUUAACUUUAAAAAGAAACAGUACUUAUCUUUAGCCAGACACGAGCUAACUGCAGAAUGUCUUUCAACAAAAGUGAGUAAAAAUGAUGUUUCAAAUCUCAACUUCACAGCGCCCUCUUUACGGAUAUUAUCAGAAGAUCUGCUUGUGAAUG
Molecule: messenger RNA, 5156 nt
Organism: Limulus polyphemus (Atlantic horseshoe crab)
Lineage: Eukaryota; Metazoa; Arthropoda; Merostomata; Xiphosura; Limulidae
Exons: 4
Coding region: 130-1635 (501 amino acids)
Source: RefSeq, a predicted model, not a curated record